CGCCGGCCGCGGGAUCAUGAGCGGCGGGCGCCGAUUGGUGGAGCCGGCUGGCGCCGCACGCGGGCGCAGACGCUGGUUGUUGUUGUUGUGAGUCGUGAGUCGGGGAUCGGGAUCGUUCGGAGUGAAGAGCGGGUCGGCGGCCACUGAGAUCCCGCUCCAGCAUGUCUUUGAAUCCUCCCACCAGCAACGAUGCAUGUCUGAGCAUUGUGCACAGCCUGAUGUGCCAUCGGCAGGGCGGGGAGAACGAGAGCUUUGCGAAGCGCGCCAUUGAGAGUUUGGUGAAGAAGCUGAAGGAGAAGAAAGAUGAACUGGACUCGCUGAUUACAGCCAUCACAACUAACGGAGCACAUCCUAGCAAAUGUGUCACAAUCCAGAGAACCCUGGAUGGCCGGCUGCAGGUCGCCGGCAGGAAAGGCUUUCCACAUGUGAUCUACGCACGCCUGUGGCGGUGGCCAGACUUGCACAAGAACGAGCUGAAGCACGCCAAGUUCUGUCAGUUUGCUUUUGAUUUGAAAUAUGAUAGCGUCUGUGUCAACCCCUACCACUACGAAAGAGUUGUGUCGCCUGGGAUAGGUCUCAGCCUCCAAAAUACAGCUCCACCCAGCCGACUGGUGAAGGAUGAGUUUGUCCAUGAAUGCGUGCAGCUGGAUGGACCGCAGGUCAUGCCUCACCCUGAGGAACACGGACUUCCACCAGUCAAGCAUCCGCCGGGCACACUGCCACCAUCUGAAACCUACACCCAGCCUCUCCCGCCACCAAUACUUCCUUUACCGGAGACGUCCAGAUCAACUGUGCACAGCUAUCCAAACAUUCCCAUAUCGCCGCCUCCAGCCAACAGUUCGCUCCUCAACAUGAAUCACAGUGAAGGCUUGCUACAGAUUGCUCCACCACUACAACAGAUAGCACCUCCCCCGACACCCCCUACGACAGCCCCCCCUCAUCCAUCUCAGCAGAACGGAUUCCCCCAACUCAAACAGCCGUACCACAAUACAACAGCCACGUGGACAGGCAGCAGCACGGCUGCCUACACUCCGAAUAUUGGGCCCCAACAAAAUGGACAUGGGCAGCACCAGCCAUCGCUUCAUCACCCAAGCCAUUACUGUCAGACGUCACAGCCGGGGGUGAUACCGUUUCUGCUGCGACAUGCUGCCACGACGGCACAGACGCACACAGCGCAUAAUGGAUCUUCGCAUCACAAUGGAACAUCCUAUCAGCAACCCAUUUCCAACCAUCCAGGCCCUGAGUUCUGGUGUUCCAUCACCUACUUUGAGAUGGAUGUGCAGGUGGGGGAGAUGUUCAAAGUUCCCUCCAGCUGCCCGGUGGUGACCGUCGAUGGCUAUGUGGACCCGUCAGGAGGAGAUCGCUUCUGCCUCGGUCAGCUUUCAAACGUACAUAGGACUGACACCAGUGAGAAGGCCAGGCUGCACAUUGGCAAAGGAGUCCAGCUGGAGUGUCGGGGUGAGGGCGAUGUCUGGAUGCGAUGCCUGAGCGACCACGCUGUAUUCGUGCAAAGCUACUAUUUGGAUCGAGAGGCGGGGCGGGCACCCGGAGACGCGGUACAUAAAAUCUAUCCUGGCGCGUACAUCAAGGUGUUUGACUUGCGUCAGUGUCACCGGCAGAUGCAGCAACAGGCGGCCACAGCACAGGCGGCCGCGGCGGCACAGGCUGCGGCUGUAGCUGGUAACAUCCCAGGGCCCGGAUCCGUGGGAGGAAUCGCCCCCGCUGUCAGUCUCUCGGCAGCCGCGGGCAUUGGCGUCGAUGACCUGAGGCGUCUCUGCAUUCUGCGGCUGAGCUUUGUCAAGGGCUGGGGUCCAGACUACCCACGGCAGAGCAUCAAACAGACUCCCUGCUGGAUCGAGGUACACCUCCACCGCGCCCUGCAGCUCCUCGACGAGGUCCUACACACCAUGCCUGUCACCGACCCAGGAUCUGUCAACUGACUCCGACCACCUACCCCGACUGCUUCCCACCCUUUGGUGCCGAACUCUGUACACUACUCAUUCAAAGCCAGGCGUCUGAUGCAAUAUAACUUUAUUUUUAUAUGUUUUAUCUUAUUUCUUAUUUACUAUGUCACACUACAUCCACGAACUGAGGGGACUCUCCUCCCUAAUACCUGCAAGAUUUAUUUAUUCAGUCUUUCUGAUUUGAACUCAGUAAAAUAUCAUUUUGCAGUGGGACACUGGAGCAGGAACUCUCUGCUUUUCCCGACUUCCUGUGUAACCAGGACAAGAAACAUCAAACUUAUCAAUUUUCAUUGGUGUAAUAGAUGCUGUGUUUUUUUUUAUAUAUAUAAUUAUUUUCCCCUUAGUUACACUGAAGGGGAUUUUUAAGACCUCUUUGUUCUUUUAUCAAAUGUCACUUUAAAUGUGCAACUUUUCCUGUUCUUGAGAUGAGACUUCAAAAAUCUGUUUUUAAAAGUAUCCAAUAAGAUCGUCCAUUAUCCUUGCCGUUCUCCUGUUUUUAUUCUGAUCUAAAUGAAGGGUGUGUAUGAACAAGAGAUACUGUGGACGCUGGAAAUCUGGAGCAUCCCACAAACUCAGCGGGUCAGGCAGCGUUUCAGAAUCGGGUUUAUCAUCACUGACAUACGCUCGGCUUACCACUUCAUUAGGUACCUCCUGCCACGACUAUGUAGCCCAUCCAUUUCGAGCUCUUCUGCAUGCUGUUGCUGUAACACAUGGUCAUCUGAGUUACUGCUGCCUUCCCGUCAGUUUGAACCAGUCUAGUCUGCCCUCUCUCAUUAACAAGGCAUUUCCACCCACUCACUGGAGGUUUUGUUUUGUUUUUCACAGCAUUCCUUCUUUAGUUUUUUCAUUGAGAUACAGCACAGAAUUGGCCCUUCCAGCCCUCCGAGCCAUGUCGCCCAGCAAUCCCGCAAUCUAAUCUGAGUUUAAUCCCGGGACUAUUUACAAUGACCUACUAACUGGUUUGUUUUUGGACUGUGGCAGGAAACCAGAGCACCUGGAGAAAACUCAUGCGGUCACAGGAGAAUGUACAAACUCCUUAUGGGCAGCAGUGAGAAUUGCACCUAGGUUGCCUGUACUGUAAAGCGUUGUGCGAACCACUACACUACCUGCCACCCUUUGUAAGAUCUAAAGACGGUUGUGUGUGUCAGCAGUUUCUGAGAUCCUCAAACCACAUUGUCUGGCACCAUCAUUCCACAGUCAAAGCCAGUUAGAUCACAUUUCUUCCCCAUUCUAAUGUUUGGUCUGAACAACAUCUGAACCUCUUCACCAGGUCUGCAUGCUUUUAUGCAGUGAGUUGCUGCCACGCGAUUGGCUGGUUAGAUGUUUGCAUUAAUGAUCGGGUGUACAGGUGUACCUAAUAAAAUGGCCACUACGUGUGUCGUGAAAUUUUUAAAUGUAGGAGACUUGAGAUGCAGGAAAUCCAGAACAACAUAUGCACGGAUAUAAAGUGCUGGAGGAGCUGAGUGGCUCUGGAAGAUCUGUGGGGGGAAGUGGACAGUAGACAUUUUGGGACAAGACUCUCUGUCUCAUGAGAUUCAACAGAACUUGAGCAUUCUCACCAAAUAUUGAGACCUGUGGCCCAGACAAAUGGUGGCUUGUCCUUAUGAAAACUUGUUCACUUUGCCAAUUGAUGACCUUCCCUCGGCACUGGCUAGUUCUAGAAAGGCUGGUUAUCUGCAAGUGUUGAACCCCAAGAGUGUGACCUGCCCAGAGGGAAGGUGAAGUACUGUUGGCAUAUGUUGGGACCACAUUUAGACUGUAAGAGCAUAAUACACAGGAGCAGAAUUAAGCCAUUCAGUCCAACGUGUAAGCUCCACCAUUUCAUCAUGACUGAUUUUAUUUAUCUAUCUACCGUUAUUUAUUUAGAGAUGGUAACAGGUCCUUCCAGGUCUAUCCAAUUACACCCAUGUGACAAAUUAACCUACUAACCCGUAUGGCUUUGGACUGUGGGAGGAAACUGGAACACCCAGAGAAAAUUCAUGCGGCCAUGGGGAGAACGUACAAACUCCUUACAGACAGCGGUGUUGGUGCUGUAAUAGUGUGAUGCUGUUUAUUAUCCUCCUCCCCCUUCUCCUGCCUUCUCCCUGUAUCCUUUGACGCCCUGACUCGUCAAGAAUCUGUUCACCUCCGCUUUAAAUAUACCUAAUGACUGGGCCUACACAGCUGCCUGUGGCGAUGAAUUCCACAGAUUCACCAUCAAAGACCAAAGAAACAUGUCUGAACAAUUCCUGUCGCACUCACCUCCAUAAUAAGCAAAAGCUUUGAGGGGCUAGUCAAGGACAGUGACACUGGAUCCCCUACAAUUCACCUACCGACACAACCGAUCAACAGAUGACGCAAUACCCACAGCUCGACACACGGUCCUUACACACCUGGAGGGGCGGGAUGCUUAUGUGAGAAUGCUGCUCUUGGACUACAGUUCAGCAUUCAAUACCAUAAUUCCCUCCAGGCGUGACAAAAAAACUUAGAGACCUCUGACUGCACCCUGCCUUGUGCAGCUGGAUCCUGGACUUCCUGUCAGAUCGCUGGCAGGUGGUAAGAGUGGGCUCCCUCACCUCUGCCCCUCUGACCCUCAACUUAGGAGCCCCCUAGGGCUGUGUCCUAAGCCCCCUCCUUCACUCUCUGUACACCCAUGACUGUGUCACCACCCAAUCUGCUAAUUAAAUUUGCAGAUGAUACUACAUUGAUUGGCCUUAUCUCAAAUAGUAAUGAGGCAGCCUACAGGGAAGAAGUCAUCACUCUGACACAGUGGUGUCAAGAAAACAACCUCUCCCUCAAUGUUGCAAAAACAAAGGAGCUGGUUGUGAACUACAGGAGGAAUGGAGACAGUCUCAUCACUAUUGACUUCAAUGGAUCUGAGGUUGAGAGGGUGAACAGCUUCAAGUUCCUCGGUAUAAACAUCACCAAGGAUCUCACGUGGUCUGUACGUACCGGCUGUGUGGUGAAAAAGCACAACAACCCAUCUCUUUCACUUCAGAUGGUUGAAGAAGUUUGAUAUGAGUCCCCAAAUCCUAAGGACUUUCUACAGGGGCACAAUUGAGAGCAUCCUGACUGUCUGCAUCACUGCCUGGUAUGGGAACUGUACUUCCCUCAAUCGCAGGACUCUGCAGAGUGGUACGGACAGUCCAGCGCAUCUGUAGAUGUGAACUUCCCAUGAUUCAGGGCAUUUACAAAGACAGGUGUGUAAAAAGGGCCCGAAGGAUCAUUGGGGACCCGAGGCACCCCAACCACAAAUGUUCCAGCUGCUACCAUCCGGGAAACGGUACCGCAGCAUAAAAGCCAGGACCAGCAGGACAGCUUCUUCCACCUGACCAUCAGACUGAUAAAUUCACACUGACAUGAUUGCACUUCUAAGCUAUAUUGACUGUUCUGUUGUGCAUACUAUUUAUUAUAAAUUACUGUGAUUGCACAUUCAGACAGAGAUGUAAUGUAAAGAUUUUUACAGGUGUAUGUGAAGGAUAUAAGAAAUAAAGUCAAUUCAAUUCAACUAAAGGAGUUCCUCAGAUCUCUGUUCAAAAUGGAUGUUUAUUCUGAGACUCUGCUCUCUGGUCCUAGACUUCCCCACUGCAGGAAACAUCCUCUCCACAUCCACCCUAUCUAGGCCCUUCAAUGUUUGGUAGGCUUCAAUGAGAUUCCCUCCACCCAACCUCCACCAAUGUUUCUAAACUCCAGUGAGUACAGGUCCAUAACCAUCAAACACUCCUCAUAUAUUAACCUUUUUAUUCCCAGGAUAAUUCUCAUGAGCCUCCUCUGGAACCUCUCCAAUGCCAGCACAUCCUUUCUUGGAUAAGGCAGCCACAGUGGCGUUGCUGUUACAGCUUGGGGCAUCAGCGUUCAAUUCCAAUCCUCAAAGCAAGUGUGCACGCUUCCUUCUGUGUGCAUGUGGGUUUCCUCCAGGUGCUCCGGUUUCCUGCCACAUUCCCAGGAUUAGUAGGUUAAUUAGUCAUUGUAAAUUGUCCCGUGAUAGGCGAAGGUUAAUUCAGUGGGUGGCUGGGCCGUGCAGUUUGUUGGGCUGCAAGGGCCUGUUC
Mobula hypostoma (lesser devil ray) is the source of this 5992-nucleotide messenger RNA. It is a transcript of the gene smad10a, whose product is annotated as SMAD family member 10a. Gene Ontology annotation, molecular function: DNA-binding transcription factor activity, RNA polymerase II-specific; RNA polymerase II cis-regulatory region sequence-specific DNA binding; I-SMAD binding. Gene Ontology annotation, cellular component: heteromeric SMAD protein complex. Gene Ontology annotation, biological process: cell differentiation; transforming growth factor beta receptor signaling pathway; BMP signaling pathway. The record is from RefSeq and is a predicted model, not a curated record. The coding region runs from base 162 to 1940 and encodes 592 amino acids. The transcript is spliced from 13 exons. NCBI's taxonomy places the organism in Eukaryota, Metazoa, Chordata, Chondrichthyes, Myliobatiformes, Myliobatidae.